Molecule: messenger RNA, 543 nt
Organism: Helobdella robusta
Lineage: Eukaryota; Metazoa; Annelida; Clitellata; Rhynchobdellida; Glossiphoniidae
Exons: 1
Coding region: 1-543 (180 amino acids)
Source: RefSeq, a predicted model, not a curated record
AUGCAAUUAGAACCCAACCUCCAUCUACUUCAUCUCUCUCAGCAGCAGCCAGACCAGACGACCGAGCACAAUGUUCAACCACCGGCGUCAAACUUGCGUGGAGACUAUUAUUACUACUACAAACCUUACAUGUCGAUACACAACCCGUCUCUGCGGUCCAUCGGCGAGCAUCCUUACCAGCAAGAUCAAGCGCACAGCAUCCACCACGCACACCACGGAGUUCAACAAAUGUUCAGCAAUGCCGAUCUGGAAUGCUUGUCAGACCGACACUGGUACGCAUUUCUCUGCUCCAGUUUUAUCACUUUUUUUGGAGGCUUAUUUUUGGUUCUAAGUUGGAGGAUAUUAAGUUGGAUGUGUUGUCAGAGAAAAGCUGUUGUAACCUUAACUGGGAAAUCUGGCUACCGAAAAGGCGAAGCAGUAAAUUCUGAAGUUGGGUGGGUGACGGAGGCAAAAGAUUGGGCUGGAGAGUUGAUCAGUGGACAGACGACGACAGGAAGAAUUUUGGUUAGUGGUCAUUUCAAGUUUGAUAUACUAAUAUUUUAA